AUGUACAGCACCAUCCAGCAAAAGCAAUGUCGCUUCCUCUCAGCACCGAAAUACGCUGUAGUUGGGGCAUCCAACAAUACCACUAAAUUUGGCUUCCAAAUCUUAAAAUGGCUGCACGAACGAGGCAAAGAUGUUGUGUCCGUGAACAUUAAGCCAGAAAAUGUUCUAGGACUUGAAUGCUACGAAUCUUUGUCACGAUUGCCCGAGCCUACACAUACUGCAGUGGUGAUGGUAGUCCCGCCCAAGGCGACACUAGAGGUGUUACAGCAAGCCGAAAGUCUUGGCAUAUUUGCAUUCUGGCUAGAGCCUGGGACCGAGGACGAGGAUGUCGUCACGUUUAUCCAGGCCAAUUCGGCAUUGGACGACAUAUCACUGUACGAUACCCCACAUGCUGUUCAGCCACUCGCAAACGGUGUCCUCCCAGUCAAGAGGAUUGGCCCGCCGUGUAGUGGUAUAAUCUCCGUCGGCGAUCAAGUUCUUGAUUCGUUGGAGAAAGAUGCUCUUGCCAACCCAGUCAAAGUUGUUGUCCCUGAUGCUGUACCAGACCAAGUCGAAGCGGAAGAUACUAGUAGCAUCCCUUCUUCACCAGUCAGCGACACAUCCACAACGCCUACAUUGAUCGCAGACAAUGUUGUCGCUGGUGUCAAGCGGCCGGCCCCGUCGAGGACACCAACACCACAACCCAGAAAGUCGCUGAAGCUGGAAACAAGCGACCUCGAUAAACAGUGCACGAGAUCGACCUUGGCGGUGCAGUCCCAGGGCUAG
This is a messenger RNA of Mycena indigotica, 765 nucleotides long. RefSeq names its product CoA-binding domain-containing protein. Bases 1 to 765 code for a protein of 254 amino acids. Lineage: Eukaryota; Fungi; Basidiomycota; Agaricomycetes; Agaricales; Mycenaceae. The record is from RefSeq and is a predicted model, not a curated record. The transcript is spliced from 3 exons.